Aspergillus tubingensis is the source of this 966-nucleotide messenger RNA. RefSeq names its product arylamine N-acetyltransferase family protein. Gene Ontology annotation, molecular function: acetyltransferase activity. Lineage: Eukaryota; Fungi; Ascomycota; Eurotiomycetes; Eurotiales; Aspergillaceae. The coding region runs from base 1 to 966 and encodes 321 amino acids. The transcript is spliced from 3 exons. The record is from RefSeq and is a predicted model, not a curated record.
AUGGCAUCAAAUACCUCCUACUCCUACACCCCCGACCAACUCACCCUCUACCUCGAGCGGAUCCACUACGGCUCCAAUGAAUCCGCCACCAGCAGAUUACAACAAGCACAACAAGCCGUGAAAAGUGAUCCCCUGGGUACUCUAUACGAGAUCCAACGGCGGCAUUUAGCAUCCAUUCCCUGGGGAAAUUCAGCUCUGCAUUACUCUAACCACCGGACCAUUGAUAUCCGACCUGCGUGUGUUUAUGAGAAGUUAGUCACGCGCAGGCUGGAUGGCUACUGCAUGGAGAAUAAUACCCUGCUGUAUGGGGUGUUGAAGUCUCUAGGGUAUAUGGUUUAUGCGACGGGUGGGAGGGUGUGUUUGGCUGCGACGGGGCAGGCGAAGGAGGGGUUGGAGAAGUUGUAUUCGGGGAUGUCGCAUAUGGUGCUGAUUGUGCUGAUUGAGGGGGAAAAGUACGCGGUUGACGUCGGUUUCGGGGGUAAUGGGCCUACCCGUCCCCUGCCACUGAAAGAGAAUGUCGUUUCGGUCUGCAUGGCUCCGACGGAGAUGCGUCUCGUUCAUGAGCCCCUGCCUGAGUAUGCGGACCAGACGCAAAAGGUCUGGAUCUACCAGAUCAGGUAUACGCCUGAUAGCAGGUGGAUUCCCAUGUACUCGUUCCUGGGGACCGAGUUCCUGCCGCAGGACUUCGAGAUCAUGAAUUAUGCAACGAGUCAGCGGCCCACGAGCUGGUUCACGCAGUCGCUGGUUUGUACGAGGUUCAUCAUGGAUGAGGCGGAGAGUGAAGUGCAGGGGAUGUAUUUUCUCGUUGGGCGGGAGGUGAAAAAGAGACAGUUUGGAAAGACGGAGGUUGUAGAGACGCUGGAAAGGGACGCAGAUCGCGUCAAAGCCCUGGAGAACUGGUUUGAUAUGCACCUCCGCGACUAUGAAGUCGAGGCUAUCCGCGGUUUUGUAUCUGAGAUCAAAUAG